Messenger RNA from Manduca sexta (tobacco hornworm), 2040 nucleotides. RefSeq names its product TBC1 domain family member 5. Gene Ontology annotation, biological process: activation of GTPase activity. The annotation marks the transcript as partial. The transcript has 11 exons. Gene Ontology annotation, molecular function: GTPase activator activity. NCBI's taxonomy places the organism in Eukaryota, Metazoa, Arthropoda, Insecta, Lepidoptera, Sphingidae. The record is from RefSeq and is a predicted model, not a curated record.
ACUGGAGCUACCGACAUGGAGCCUAGAGCAGUUGAAGAAGGCCGCCAUACAACUAAGAUUGAUGCGCCCGCGCAGCCUCGCCUGGGCGAUACUGUUAAACGCGCUGCCCCUCUCAACGGCGAUAUUAUUACAAGAAAAACUCACAGGAACUUUUACAACGAUUUAAAAUUGAAACUGUCAAUGGAUCCUCGAACUGUUAUUGGUGACGACCCUCUCUCGCAAAACGAUGAGAGCGUGUGGAAACAACACUUCUGUGAUAAUGAGCUGAAGACGUUAAUACUACAAGACGUGGUGCGGACAUUCCCAGACGAACUGUAUUUUAGAGAUAAGGAUGUACAGGACACUAUGGUGCGGGUUUUGUUCUUCUGGGCCCGGUCACACUCGAAUGUGGGGUACCGGCAGGGCAUGCAUGAAGUACUAGCGCCGCUACUCUUCGAACUGUACUUAGAUAGGAAAUUCGCACCUAAUGAUAUUAGUGACAAAUUAAAGAUAAUAUUAGAUGAAGAAUAUUUGGAACAUGACAGUUUUAUGUUAUUCAGUGCGGUAAUGAAGGGUUUGGAGAAGUUCUACGUGACGGGAGAGGUGGCGCCCUCUGCCACCGGCCGCAUGCCCUCAGCUAGAACGAUACAUAAUCCAAAUGAAGUGAUCAAAUAUUUAGAAAGAGUGAAAGUGGAUUAUUUAUUGCCCAUAGACUACGAGCUAGUGUCGUUUUUAGACCAGUGCAAUAUAUCUAUGGAACUUUUCGGAAUUCGAUGGCUCCGGUUACUUUUCGGCCGGGAGUUCCCCCGUUCAGAAUUACCCCACUUAUGGGGUUUCCUCUUUUGUGAUGGGCCGAUGUUACCAAACUUGCAUUACGUCAUCGUUGCCAUGUUGGUGUCAAUAAGGAACACAUUGCUGUCGGCGGGCGGCGGCGGCGCGCUGUGUGCGCUGAUGCGGCCGCUGUGGCUGUCGGCGGCGCACGUGGCGGCGCUGGCGCUGCACCUGCGCGCGCCGCACGACCACCCGCGCCCCGCGCCCGCGCCGCACCGCGCGCCGCACCACGCGCCGCACGACAGCGACAGGGCACCCUCCCCGUCUCAAACGGAAGAGAUGGCGUGGAGCAUCGAGCAGACGGGCGCGGAGGAGCGCGGCGGCGGCGGGGGCGGCGGCGGCGGCGGCGGGGGCGUGGUGGAGGGCGUGGCGGAGGGCGCGGACGUGGCGCGCGUGCUGGCGGCGCUGGCGCUGCUGCGCGCGCACCUGCCCGGCGCCGCGGCAGCACUGGCGCGCGAGCUGCCGCGCCCGCCGCCCGCGCUGCAGCGCCCGCUGCACACCAUACUGCACUUGGCAGCACUCCUGCAAUGUCGUAACCACGCCCUAAUUGACGUGGAAACGGCCCUAGAAGCAGCGGAAGGACAAUCCGCAGAAAAAGUGGGUACAAAACAAUUGGUGCCAGUUGCCACGAUGAUGCCGCGGCGACAAUCCAUCAGGAUGCAUCCCAAGCCGCCGAAGAUCAAGGAGGUGCCUCUCCAAGUAUUUCACCAGGUCGAGUGUGACCGAGCCAGUGACUUGCCCUUCCUCGACCCAUUAAGGAUAAGGACAGAAUGAUUGAGACGGAAGCUACUGCUGUAUAGUUACUAUCACUAGUGCGCGUGUUUUACCUUAAAGUGUAAAGAAGUUCUAAAUUUUCUUAAUAUAGAGUAUAAUAAAUCAAGCUGCAAAAAUGAAGUAAGAAGCCAAAAGUCAAAGUUAUAUUACUCUGCUCAUUGGAUUUUAUGUUACUCAAAUAAUAUAUAUUUCUUCAUAAUAAAUAUACAAAAGUGUAAAACAACCUUUAAAAUAAUAAUUACAUGAAUACUUUUAAAUUUCAUAUAUGUAUAGAAGUAGUUCACUUACUUCCCUUUCUUGACUGAUGAGUUCUGCAUCUUGCAAUAAUUAUUUUACUGUGAUAAAUUGAUCUUUGUUUUUUAUUCAAAAUUAAUUAAUCUAUUCAUUUAUUUUCACUAAAACUAAAUAAUAUACUUAACACAUGUUGGCAUAAACAUGAUCCCUGAUACAAACAAU